AUGAUGCGAGUGCCGCUCAAGGCACCUCUUGCAGCAAAAAGUGGCAACACGAACAUGCCGUCCUACGAUAAGAGCAGCGGCUCCACCAGACCGCUGAUGCCCGUCCUCAGCGCCUCGGCGAAGGCCUCAAAUCGUGCUCCCUUGACUCCACGAGUAGCCGGCACAACUCCGCCAGUUGUUCAGACGCCAUUGUCGCGCCGGGGAGCGCGUUCAGAGAAUACUACACCGAGUGCGUCGUCGAGGGAGGAUCUGUCGACCCCGGUUUCUGCGUUUCUAAACAACAACAUCACCCCGCGAUCGUCAUCACGCAAAAGUCGAGUCGACAGCGCAAAUACGACGCCGACGGGGACACCGACUGGGACCCCCGUUCCUGCUUCCAACGAUUCCUUUCGAAUUAAUCACGAUCCGCCAGUCUACGGUUCUGGGUUGGGGAUCAAUGGGAUUGACAGGGAUGUACCGAAACGACCAACGGUGUCAUUCAGUCCUGCGAAUAAUAAGGAUGAUUCGAAAUUCUUCUUCGCGAGUGAGGCAAAAACGGCUUCUACACCUUUUGUUUAUGCCAAUGCUGUGGGAUCGACUGUGGACGAUAGAGCCCCUAAGUUCUUUCAUGCGAAUGGCACUCCGGACCUCGAGUCUGCACCACACUUUCCACCGCCCAGACCGAGCUCUGCCGUGUCUUCUUCGUCACGGAUGAACUCGCCGAGAUUGGCAAACACAAGCACAUUUUCACCACCUUUAAGACCUAAUUCCCCAUCGAAGAAUACACCGACCUUAGAAUCACCAGUUCUACCACGACCUCAGCCAGUAGGGAGAGGGCAAUCAGCAAAUGGGAUCGUUGCAACACGCAGGACGGGUAUUGAAUCAGGGAGAGCUAGCCAUGGUCGUUCAGCAAUGAGGAAAAUAUCAGGAGGUGAAACACCAGGAUCACCAUCAAAUCUGAUUACGACUUCUGUUCCGAUUUCGACACCAGAAGAGAUUCCAGAACCUGGAGUGCCUCCAGCCGACUCAGCGCUUCAAAGUCCCAUUAAAACAGGUCAUUCAAUCGAACAAUUGAAUGAACUCGCCGCCAACGCACGAAGAGAGAGGAAAGUUCUCGACUUGGAAAUUACAAACUCCUCUCUAGCAGCAAUAAAUCGCACCCUAGAACGGGAAAUGAGGAAACAAACCGCCGAACUGCGCCGGUACAGAAGACUAUCCCGUUCAGGUCGCCUCUCAAUAGCAACCUCGGCCUCGGUGCGAAAUUCAGGAACCUCAUUACUUCAAAGCGAAGACGGCACCCCCCUCUCCGACAUGAGUGAAGACGACGACGAAGAGGACGAGGAAGAGGAAGACUCCUCCUUCUCCACCGAUUCGGAAGAAGGCUCGAUCUCUCCCCGCGCCAUGGCUGAAUCCGACGCCCGGCACAGGCAAAGAGAUGAAAAGCGUCUGCAGCUCGAUCUGACUAAACACCAGCAGCUUCUCAUUGAUUCCCAGAAGAUGAAUCAGAGUUUGAAGCGUUGUUUAGGCUGGACGGAAGAGCUAAUCAAUGAAGGGAGGAAAGCGCUGGAGUACCAUGUACGCGUCUCGGACGUCGAACUCGGUGGGAGGGUGCUAGCACCUGAUGAAGUGGAGGGUGGGAGCGAAGAUGUUAUCAACGAGGAAGAAAGCGAAGGAAUGAGCAUUUUCGGCGCGAGGUUACUUCGAGAAGCGAGGAAAGCCGCGAAAGAGGGAGUAGGGAAGGUAGCAGGCUGGAGCGGAGAGGGGAAGGAUGAUAGGGAUAGUGGCAUUGAGGUCGAUUGGGUCCAGGGACGGCGUUUUUAUUCUGGAGGACACACAUUUGGCGGCGUUCAGGAACGGUCAAGCACAGCACCCGGCUUUCAUCGAUCGAUCGGCCUUCGGAGCAUCCAACUCAACCGUCGAACAUUUUUCUUUGCUGUAUACUGCGAUACCCCCUUGCGAGAAGGACGGAGGAUGGAAUGGCGUCGGGGACCCGAAUAUAUGGGCGGCGCUUUUUUGAGAUUUGAUAUUUGGAAGAAAUGGAAGCGAAUUGUGUAA
Molecule: messenger RNA, 2034 nt
Organism: Hyaloscypha bicolor E
Lineage: Eukaryota; Fungi; Ascomycota; Leotiomycetes; Helotiales; Hyaloscyphaceae
Exons: 7
Coding region: 1-2034 (677 amino acids)
Source: RefSeq, a predicted model, not a curated record